Messenger RNA from Dictyostelium purpureum, 2241 nucleotides. RefSeq lists its product as uncharacterized. The coding region runs from base 1 to 2241 and encodes 746 amino acids. The transcript is spliced from 4 exons. NCBI's taxonomy places the organism in Eukaryota, Evosea, Eumycetozoa, Dictyosteliales, Dictyosteliaceae. Gene Ontology annotation, molecular function: cysteine-type deubiquitinase activity; fatty-acyl-CoA binding. The record is from RefSeq and is a predicted model, not a curated record.
AUGUCUUGGUCUUAUAAUAGUAAUGACUGUUUGAAUAUUGGUAAUUUUUACAAUGGCAAUCCUUAUGAAACACCCCUCAAUAGUACACGUAAUAAUAUAAAUAGCUAUAAUGAUAAUAAUAAUAUACACAAUAGUAAAGAUAACCUCAUCAAUAAUAAUUGUAGUAUAAAUAAUGAUCAUUUAUAUAGCACCGAUGAUAAUAGUGUGCCCUCAUCUCCAAACAAUUCUGAUAUUUGUAGAUUAGGGUUAAUGUUAAAAAAGAUCCCAGAUGACCAAUUGGAUGAAGAAACAAAGUUAAAAAUUCGAAUGAUCAAAAAUGAAAUUCUAUCAUUAACAAACAAUGUAAACAAUAACAACAAUAGCAAUAAUAAUAAUGAUAAUAAUAACGACAAUAGUAAUAAUAAUGACAAUCUACAUAAUUUAAACAACUCUGAAAAUCUAUCAAAUAUAAGCUCAGACUCCAUUAAUACCAAUCUUGGUGGUUUAAGAUCAAUAUUAAAAGAUAUUCCCGACGACCAAAUCGUUGAAGAACAAAAUUUAAUGAUAAAAAUGAUUAAAAAUGAAAUUUUAUCAUUGACAAAUAGCAUUAAAGCAAACAAUAUCCCACCAAAAGACUAUGACAACAUCAACAUCAAUAGCUAUAAUGAUAAUAAUAAAGAUAAUAUAGAUAGUAUAGAUAAUAGCAACAAUAAUAUAGAUAAUAUAGAUAAUAUAGAUAAUAUGGAUAAUAUAAAUCAAAAUAGUAAUAUUAAUAGAACGGAAAAUAAAAAUAUAAAUAUAAAUAAUUUGGAUAUGGAUAUGGAUAUGGAUAUUUACAACAAUACCUAUCAAGAUGUUCCUAAUAACGAGAAUAGUUAUAACAUAAAUAUUCAUGAAAUUUUAAAAUAUCAUUCCCAAUUAGAACCACCCCCACCCCAACAACUUUCAAUGGUCCAACAACAAUUAGAAAAACAGCUAGAAUUAAAUGAUAUAUUUUUUAGUGAAAUCAUACUAUAUGAUGAUUUAACAAAAGAUCAAAUUAAUCAACUUUUAUCAACUAUUAACUCAACACCAAAAUUUCAAUACAAUGAAUGGGCAUUGGUUAAUCAGACUUGGUUUAGCGAAUGGGAAAAAGGAAUAUUCCGUAAAGAUGAAUUGGGUCCAAUCGAUAACUAUCCACUUUUAGACAUUACAUCCGAUGAUGAUCAACUAUUAAGAUGUGAUAUUAAAGAGUAUUUGGAUUUUACAGUUGUACCAAUUGAUAUUUGGAAUAUUUUUAAAAAAAUAUAUGGCGGAUCACCAGAUAUUAUCAGAAAAGUAACCGACAAAGGUGAUAUAGAUUUAAAAAUACCAAUAACACUAUUCCUUAUAAAAUCAUCAGAUAUCAAAUAUUGCCAAUAUAUUACUAAAAGUCAUGCAUUCCAAUACGAAACCUUUUUCUCUUUAAAAAAAAGGGCUUGUAAAUUAUUUAAUAUACCAUUUGGUGAUGCAGAUAUAUACAAUUUUGAUGGUGGUACAGCAACACAAGAACUCUAUUUAUUUUUAACACCAAGAACUAUAAAGCUAUAUAAUAAUCAAAUGAUUUUAGUUAAAGAAAAGAAAUAUCCAUUAGAAUCAGAAUCAGAACCAGAAUCAACACCAACACUGACACCGACACCGACACUAACAUCAUCAAUACCAAACACACCCAAUAUUGAUUUUACUUUAUCGAGUAUAUCGAGUAUGCCAAGUGUUGAUUUUAAUAAUGACUCUAAAGUUUUAGAAAGUGGCACAUCAGUAACACCUAGUCCAAAUAACCAAAAGCAAACUAUGUUUACAAGAUAUAUAAAUAAAAAAACUAACUCUAAUUAUUUUUAUUUCCCAUUAUAUACAGAUCCAUUUAGUUUAUCUUUUUUAAAUUAUUCAUUUUUUAAAAGUAGUUUUAAUUACGAUCCUGAUUCCAUUUUACAAAGCAACGAAUAUGUUCAAUUUGAAAAAAUGCAAAAUAAUUAUUAUUCUAAUUUAGAUCAAAUUCAAUCUUUUUCAUUCAACAGUGAUAAAGACGAAAAUAAAAAUGAUGAUAAUAACAAUAUAAAAUCAAAUAAUAAAAAUAAUACCAAUAAUAUUGAAAAUAAUAUCAAUAAUAUCAAUAAUAUAGAUAAUAAUAACAAUAACGAAAAUAGCCCAAAAAAUUAUAUUGAUAAUAUGUAUUUUCAUGGUAUUGAUUUAGAAGAAGAAAACCCCAAAAAAGCUCAUCGUCCGCCUGUAUGCAAACCUCAAUAA